AUGGUAUUACACAGAAUCCGACUUGUACCACCCCUGUGGUCUCAACAGAAAUCAGUGCUAAUCAAUAACUUUGUGAAUGAGCUUAGAUCUGAUCUGAUGGAAGAGCCCUGGAAUGUUCCUGGAGAUAGAUCCUUCAGCCAGCUCUGGAGCAUAGGCACGUGUAUGGCUGGUAUGUUCAGGGACACCUUCAAAUGUGAACUUGGAACCUUUCCAGGUAUAUUUGCUUACUUAAACUACCAUGUUCCUCGAACAAGACGAGAAAUCUUGGAGACCCUAAUCAAAGGCCUUCAGAGACUGGAGUACAGAGGAUAUGAUUCUGCUGGUGUGGGCUUUGAUGGAGGUAAUGACAAAGAUUGGGAAGCCAAUGCUUGCAAAAUCCAGCUCAUUAAGAAGAAAGGAAAAGUGAAGGCACUGGAUGAAGAAGUUCACAAACAACAAGAUAUGGAUUUGGAUAUAGAAUUUGAUGUACACCUUGGAAUAGCUCAUACCCGUUGGGCAACACAUGGAGAACCCAAUCCAGUCAACAGUCAUCCCCAGCGCUCUGAUAAAAAUAACGAAUUUAUUGUUAUUCAUAAUGGAAUCAUCACCAACUACAAAGACUUGAAAAAAUUUUUGGAAAGCAAAGGCUAUGAUUUUGAAUCUGAGACAGACACAGAGACAAUUGCCAAGCUCGUUAAGUAUAUGUAUGACAACCGGGAAAGUCAAGAUACCAGUUUUACUACCUUGGUGGAAAGAGUUAUCCAACAAUUGGAAGGUGCUUUUGCACUUGUAUUUAAAAGUGUUCAUUUUCCUGGGCAAGCAGUUGGCACAAGACGAGGUAGCCCUCUGUUGAUUGGUGUACGUAGUGAACAUAAGCUUUCUACUGAUCACAUUCCGAUACUCUACAGAACAGGCAAAGACAAGAAGGGAAGCUGCAACCUCUCCCGUGUGGACAGCACAACUUGCCUUUUCCCUGUUGAAGAAAAAGCAGUAGAAUAUUACUUUGCUUCUGAUGCAAGUGCUGUCAUAGAGCACACCAAUCGUGUCAUCUUUCUAGAAGAUGAUGAUGUUGCAGCGGUGGUGGAUGGCCGUCUUUCCAUCCAUCGAAUUAAGCGAACUGCUGGAGAUCACCCUGGACGAGCUGUGCAAACCCUCCAGAUGGAACUCCAGCAGAUCAUGAAAGGCAACUUCAGUUCAUUUAUGCAGAAGGAAAUUUUUGAGCAACCAGAAUCUGUUGUGAACACAAUGAGAGGAAGAGUCAACUUUGAUGACUACACUGUGAAUCUAGGUGGCUUGAAGGAUCACAUUAAGGAGAUCCAGAGAUGUCGGCGUUUGAUUCUUAUUGCUUGUGGAACAAGUUAUCAUGCCGGUGUAGCAACACGGCAAGUUCUGGAGGAACUGACUGAGCUGCCUGUGAUGGUGGAACUAGCCAGUGACUUCCUGGAUAGAAACACACCAGUUUUUCGAGAUGAUGUUUGCUUUUUCAUUAGUCAGUCAGGUGAAACAGCAGAUACUCUGAUGGGUCUUCGCUACUGUAAGGAGAGAGGAGCUUUAACUGUGGGGAUCACAAAUACAGUCGGCAGUUCUAUAUCACGGGAGACAGAUUGCGGAGUUCACAUUAAUGCUGGUCCUGAGAUUGGGGUGGCCAGUACGAAGGCUUACACCAGCCAAUUUGUGUCCCUUGUGAUGUUUGCUCUUAUGAUGUGUGAUGACAGGAUCUCCAUGCAAGAACGACGCAAAGAGAUUAUGCUUGGAUUGAAACGGCUGCCAGAUUUGAUUAAGGAAGUACUGAGCAUGGAUGAUGAAAUCCAGAAACUGGCAACAGAACUUUAUCAUCAGAAGUCGGUCCUGAUAAUGGGGCGGGGCUACCAUUACGCUACUUGUCUUGAAGGAGCUCUGAAAAUCAAAGAGAUUACUUACAUGCACUCUGAAGGCAUCCUCGCUGGUGAGUUGAAGCACGGCCCUCUGGCUUUGGUGGAUAAGCUGAUGCCUGUCAUCAUGAUCAUCAUGAGAGACCACACUUACGCCAAGUGUCAGAAUGCCUUCCAGCAGGUGGUUGCUCGGCAGGGACGCCCUGUGGUGAUUUGUGACAAGGAGGACACAGAGACCAUUAAGAACACAAAAAGAACGAUCAAGGUGCCCCACUCAGUGGACUGCUUGCAGGGCAUUCUGAGCGUGAUCCCCCUACAGCUGCUGGCUUUCCACCUGGCUGUACUGAGAGGCUAUGAUGUUGAUUUCCCACGAAAUCUUGCCAAAUCUGUAACUGUAGAAUGAAGAGCAUCCAAAACUCUGGAUGAUUAAGCAACACAAGACAUCUUUUGUAUUUAAAACUUUGAUUUAAAAUAUCACUCCUUGAAGCCUUUUUUAGUAAAUCCUUAUUUAUAUAUCAGUUAUAAUUAUUCCACAUAAUUUGUGAUUUUUGUGAAGUUACCUCUUAUAUUUUUCCAGUAAUUUGUGGGGGAGUUUGAAUAAUUGAAUCUGUAUCAGAAUGAUUUUAGCUGUCAUUUUCUUUAAAGAAUGCUGGGUGUUAAAUUUCUGGCCCCUCCACUUCAAUCUGAGAGGAUUAUAUGUUAUAAAAAUUAAUUGGCAUUUGUGUUACCAUGUUUCUAUUCAUUCAGACCAAUGAAAGAGUAGUGCAUAUAAUUCAGACAUUUAAAACCAUUAGCGACGUAUGCUAAUACCUGGAAUUUAUUGAAGGUUUCGCUAGGUUAUAUAUAAAGAGAUCUGUGACUUAUUUUGAAACUCGUUCCUAUUUUGUUUUU
Molecule: messenger RNA, 2741 nt
Organism: Tupaia belangeri chinensis (Chinese tree shrew)
Lineage: Eukaryota; Metazoa; Chordata; Mammalia; Scandentia; Tupaiidae
Gene: GFPT1
Product: glutamine--fructose-6-phosphate transaminase 1
Exons: 20
Coding region: 1-2253 (750 amino acids)
Biological process (GO): UDP-N-acetylglucosamine metabolic process; fructose 6-phosphate metabolic process; protein N-linked glycosylation
Molecular function (GO): carbohydrate derivative binding; L-glutamine:D-fructose-6-phosphate transaminase (isomerizing) activity
Source: RefSeq, a predicted model, not a curated record